AUGAGUGGUUUCGGUGAGAGAGAAGAGGCUCUGGUCAGAAGCUCAUGGGAUCAAUUAAUGCAAAACAUUCCCCAUUACAGUAUUCGUUUCUUCACCUCGAUAGUGGAAAUUGCACCUGUAGCCAAAGACAUGUUCUCCUUUUUGAGAGAUUCAGAUGAAAUUCCCCAGAAUAAUCCUCUGCUGCAGGCUCAUGCUGCGAAGGUUUUCAAGAUGACUUAUGAAUCAGCAACUCAACUUCGAGAGAAAGGAGAGGUGGUGAUAGAAGAUACUACCUUGAAGCAUUUGGGUUUUGUCCAUGUCAAGAAAGGAGUCCUUGAGCCCCACUUUGAGGUGCUUAAAGGUGCAUUGCUAAAAACUAUCAAGGAAGCCACGAGAGAAAAAUGGAGUGAGGACAUGAAUAAUGCUUGGGGUACGGCAUAUGAUGAGCUGGCGACUGCGAUAAAAAAGGAGAUGACUUUCAACGUUGAGGGAGUCGAAUUUCUCUUACAGCCCGAAAUUUAA
Messenger RNA from Prosopis cineraria, 501 nucleotides. Its product is annotated as non-symbiotic hemoglobin 2-like. Lineage: Eukaryota; Viridiplantae; Streptophyta; Magnoliopsida; Fabales; Fabaceae. The transcript has 4 exons. Bases 1 to 501 code for a protein of 166 amino acids. Gene Ontology annotation, molecular function: heme binding; oxygen binding. The record is from RefSeq and is a predicted model, not a curated record.